AUGGCCAAGGAGGAGGACGUAAAGAGAGUUGAUUUAAAGGUUUCCGUCAAUUGCUGCGAGGGCUGCAGGAGAAAGGUGAUGAAGGCGCUAAGCGUUAAAGGCGUUCUAAAAACAGAGAUCCAUUCCACACUUCCCAGAGUAACUGUCACCGGCAACAUCGAUGCCCCAGUCCUUGUUAAGAAGUUGGCGAAGAUUGGCAAGACAGCAGAGAUAUUGACCGAGGAGACCCAGAUGCCACAAAAAGAAGAGAAUAACUCUGACACAAGCGACAAGAAAGCAGAGAAGGCUAGUGGGAAAGAAAAAGCCACUGAUACAGAGAAAUCCAAUUCUGCAGCUGAGAAGACCUCAAAAACUGGCGAUGCCGACAAGAGAAACGACAGCAACAAGAAAGAUGAGAAGGGAAAGAUGAAGAUUAAUGAUAGUAAUGACCUCUUCGUUCCUCCUGAGGUGGCAAAGAGCUUGUAUCCUGCUAUUCCUCAGGUGAAUUGUGCGGUGGCGCCGACAAUGGCCCAAAAUAGUGCUAACCUAAUGGCAUCUCAUGCUGGGGUUUACUAUCCAGUGGAGCCUGUUGCAGUUCUGAUGCCGUAUUAUACAAUGAAUGCCUACUCCGGCCCCCAGCCUUAUUGCAUUCGGGGUCAUUACUACUAUGAACCACCAGUGCAUCACGCUCCACCAGUGCAGUCGCAAGCUAUGGGCUUCGCCGACUACUUCAAUGAGGACAACACUGCGGGGUGUCAUAUCAUGUGAAGAUUUCUGCUUGCUCCAGUUCGGCAGCAGUUCAAAUUUUCCCUGUUGUAAGCUUAGAUCAGAUGAGGAUAUGAGGUGACAUUGGAUUUCAGCGGUAAAAUUUAGUGGGAAAAAGGAAAGGAGCGCAUGCCUCCCUUUUGAAUCUGUCUAUUAUGACCUUGAAGGGUUA
Messenger RNA from Phoenix dactylifera (date palm), 916 nucleotides. RefSeq lists its product as uncharacterized. Gene Ontology annotation, molecular function: metal ion binding. The record is from RefSeq and is a predicted model, not a curated record. Lineage: Eukaryota; Viridiplantae; Streptophyta; Magnoliopsida; Arecales; Arecaceae.